Molecule: messenger RNA, 1837 nt
Organism: Anopheles arabiensis
Lineage: Eukaryota; Metazoa; Arthropoda; Insecta; Diptera; Culicidae
Product: retinal dehydrogenase 2-like
Exons: 3
Coding region: 266-1735 (489 amino acids)
Molecular function (GO): aldehyde dehydrogenase (NAD+) activity
Source: RefSeq, a predicted model, not a curated record
GGUUGCGUUAGGCCCUUCGUAUCUCUCGGUCGCGGUUGGAUUGCACGCACACUAAAGCCGCGCUGUUUGAACGAGUUGUGUAUAAAAAUUGAGAGCCACACCUCGCGGACGGCGGUUUCCAUCAUCUUCUUUGCGCAGACAUCGGUCGUGCUGGUUGAUACCGCGGUUUUAACUCCAGGUUGACCUUGAGCGUUUUUGUUCGGCACAAAGUGUGAUUUGUUUGUUUCUUUGGUGUUGUGAAAACUAUUUAUAUACCUUGUAUACAAUGGCGAACCCGAAUCAGGAAAUUAAGUACACCAAGAUCUUCAUCAACAACCAGUUUGUGGAUGCAGUAAGUGGAAAGACCUUUCCCACGGUGAAUCCAUCCACUGGCAAGAAACUGGCCGACAUUGCCGAAGGUGAUAAGGCCGAUGUUGAAUUGGCAGUGAAAGCAGCCAAGACUGCCUUUGUACGCACGUCCACUUGGCGCCAGAUGGAUGCCUCUGCCAGGGGUGCUCUGCUCUGGAAGCUGUCUACCCUGAUGGAACGUGACGCUAAUGUGCUCGCUUCGCUUGAAUCGCUGGACAAUGGAAAACCAUUCCCAAAUGCCAUGUACGAUGUGCAGGGUUCGAUCAAAACGUUCCGAUACUAUGCCGGGCUGGCUGACAAGGUCGGGGGUGAUACGAUCCCAUCGGAUGGACCUCAUUUCACGUACACGCGCAAAGAACCCGUCGGUGUGGUGGGACAGAUUAUUCCCUGGAACUAUCCGCUAGCUAUGUUGGCAUGGAAAUGGGGACCGGCUCUGGCCGCUGGCUGCACGAUUGUCAUGAAGCCGGCCGAACAAACGCCGCUGACCGCUCUGUACAUGGCGGCGUUAUCGAAGGAAGCUGGCUUCCCGGAUGGUGUUAUCAAUGUUGUGCCUGGCUACGGUCCGACGGCUGGUGGAGCCAUCAGCUCUCAUCCGGAGAUUCGUAAGGUUGCCUUCACUGGUUCGGUUGAAGUAGGAAAGAUAAUUAUGGCAGCAGCAGCCACUAGCAAUCUGAAGAAGGUUUCUCUGGAGCUGGGUGGCAAGAGUCCGCUCGUCAUCUGCGAAGAUGCUAAUGUUGACCAGGCGGCUAUGAUUGCCUACAUGGCAGUGUUCGAGAACCAGGGACAGUGUUGUAUUGCGGCUACGCGUACCUUUGUACACGAGAGCAUCUACGAUCAGUUCGUCCAGAAAGCGAGCGAACUGGCAAAGGCGCGCAAAGUUGGCAACCCGUUCACGGAAGGAACUGUUCACGGGCCACAGAUCGAUGAUACGCAGUACAAGAAGAUCCUCGGCUACAUCGAGGUCGGUCAGAAGGAGGGUGCGAAACUGGUCACUGGAGGCAAGACGGUCGGCAACGAGGGCUACUUCAUUGAGCCUACGAUUUUUGCCAACGUCACGGACGACAUGACAAUCGCGAAGGAAGAAAUAUUCGGCCCGGUGCAGAGCAUUAUCAAAUAUCGCACACUGGAUGAGGCGAUCGAACGCGCCAACAAUACCUCGUUUGGAUUGGCCGCUGGUAUUGUCACGAAUGACAUCAACAAGGCUCUCACAUUCAGCCAUGCGGUGGAAGCUGGGUCCGUUUGGGUCAACACUUACCUGGCCGUAGUAAACCAGGCUCCGUUCGGCGGUUACAAGCAGUCCGGCAUUGGGCGUGAGCUGGGCAAAGACUCGCUCGAAGGUUACCUGGAGACAAAAUCCGUCUCCAUCCGACUUCCAGCUAAAAUUUAAAAGGGUCUGCUUUUCAGCGAUUACACUUAUCAAGAUUUACGAUUGUUGCUUUGUCGUGCUCUGUUGUUAUUCAAAACAAAUACAUCUUCAUCUUUACCUGUA